This is a messenger RNA of Musca vetustissima, 983 nucleotides long. Its product is annotated as DNA topoisomerase 1-like. The record is from RefSeq and is a predicted model, not a curated record. The annotation marks the transcript as partial. Gene Ontology annotation, cellular component: chromosome; nucleolus. Gene Ontology annotation, molecular function: DNA binding; DNA topoisomerase type I (single strand cut, ATP-independent) activity. NCBI's taxonomy places the organism in Eukaryota, Metazoa, Arthropoda, Insecta, Diptera, Muscidae. The transcript is spliced from 2 exons. Gene Ontology annotation, biological process: DNA topological change; chromosome segregation; DNA replication.
AUGACUGCUGAUGAUGAUGACGACAACAGCAGCAGCAGCUGCAGACGGGUCGUGAAUGAAGAAUCUCGUUUAGAGAAUGAAAAUGACUUAGGGACGAGUGAGACGGAGACUACAAAAAUUAGAAACGGUCACGUUGAUGUUCCGCGAGUCGGUGUGGAAGUCGAAAACAACAAACCACAAAUAACGCGUAAACUGAAGCAUAAAAUCGAUAACGCGAAUUUCCAAACAAUAGAGACUGCAAAGAAAAAAGAUGCAGUUGAAGAAGAGCUGCCAUCACGGAAUAUAAAUAAGGCAGCUAGAGGAAACGUGCAGCAAAUGAAAGAGCCAGACCCAAUCCUCAAGGAUAAAGAUCGAAAGAGUGGCUGGGAAGAUCCUAUAAAGAAAAUUGUUGCCGAAACCCUAAAAGCCCAUAGUGAAACUGCAGAGAAUACCAACCCGACGGUAACAGUCACUGGUCCAGCGGUUGGCGCUACCGACGGCUGUCCUGCUGUCCAAAAUGCACUCAUAGAUAAAGAUGAGUCACUGCCCAAAAUAGGAAAGCACGUAGAUGAAAAUGACUAUAAAGAGUUGAAAACUAAUAAGAGUAAAAAUUCAUAUCGAGUUGCGGCGAAAAUAAAAACGACCUUACCCACAAAACUUCAAAAUAAAGAUCAAAAGGACAUCGUGAAAGAAGUUUGUAAAAGGUCGACUAAAGAAAAUAAAGAGGAAUGUGCCAAAAGGAAUACGCUGGAACACAAGGUUCCUGUAUUAGCGCCUUCUUACGGUAGUUUGCAAAUAAAUAUCCAAUUCCGUCAUGAUGAUAAGCUAAUAGAGCUGAACAAGGAAACUGGUGAAGCCGCCAUAUUCAAAGCAAGGAUGUUGAACCACACCUAUUAUACAAGGAGAAUUUUUAUCGACAAGGUUUUCAAAGAUUUCCGCAAAACCAUGAACAUGGACGAGGAGAGAAAUAACAUCAAGGAAGAGAAGAAACCGUUAAGAAAGAG